AUGUGCGUAUUUCUCCGCAUCAGCAAGACUGCGAUCGUGUACGACUGGCUCAGAUUCCAGUUUCAUGAGACACGAUCGCAUCCGUAUCUCGACAACCUGAGACCGUUUGAUACUAUCGAGAACGUACAGGCCGAAGCUGACAAGCUUACGACAUCUGUUCGGGACACAUUGUCCAGCAUUCAAGGCUCGGGCCUGGUCAUCUCUGCCACUGGUGCCGCCAACGGUACCGCAGCCAAGUCCGAUACUCCAGUCGCCGAUGAACCCCUCAGCAUCGCUAUCGUCGCCGUGAUCCUCCGUUCUCGAGCACCUGUCGAAGCAGCAGAUGACGCCAGCGCAUCCAAGACGUCCGUCGAAGUCGAAGUCCUGCCAUUUCGCUAUGCUCCAGUACAGGUCGUGGCUAGUAAAAAGCAGCUCUACCUCACCGUCAUGAGAUCCGUCGUCGCACUUAGUCAGCGUCAGGCUGCCCAUGAUCGUACGGAAAAGACUACCGAUGACACCGAGGCGAAUGACAAACCAUCCACUUCAAGCCCACUAGCCAAAGUCGAUCCUAAGGAUAUCAGCCUUACCAAGAACAUGGUCGACAGCACGAAGGAGCAGCCUGAACUGGCAAAAUACUUCCCCGUCCUGUCCAGAACCAAUCUCGCCGAUAUCCCCUCCUUCAGAGCCGCUGUCAAAGCCUGGUGGGAUACCAUCGACGUUGUCCACAUCUACCUCAUGAACCCAAAGCUCAAGUUCGGUGACGUCGAUGCUGCCACUGGUAUCAAGGUCGAGGAGCUCGACUCCAGCUUCUUCUACUGCACAGAAAGCUACAACGGGAUAUUGGAGUGGGUCAACUCCCCGAUGGAAGGUAGUGGCAAGGGUUGGAAUGGUGGCCGUCCUGUAGUCAAGGUCGUGGUUGAGUUGAAAGAGGCUGAUCGCCUUUCCAUCCUCGACACGUCCUUUGCAGCCAAUCUGGCUGGAAAUCGUCACAUGUGGUUAAGAUCGAAUUAG
Cyphellophora attinorum is the source of this 990-nucleotide messenger RNA. RefSeq lists its product as uncharacterized. The transcript is spliced from 5 exons. Lineage: Eukaryota; Fungi; Ascomycota; Eurotiomycetes; Chaetothyriales; Cyphellophoraceae. Bases 1 to 990 code for a protein of 329 amino acids. The record is from RefSeq and is a predicted model, not a curated record.